CAGCCCCCGCGGGCCGCGCCCGCCCGGGCGGUGCCGGGAAUGCGGGCGGCCGGCGGAGCCAUGGCGUCCUUCCGCCUUGCUCUUAUCCAGCUCCAUGUAUCUGCUGUUAAAUCAGAUAAUCUCCAACGAGCCUGUGGACUGGUGAGAGAAGCAUCAGCUAAAGGAGCAAAACUCGUGGCUCUGCCUGAAUGCUUUAAUUCUCCAUAUGGAACCCAAUACUUUAAGGAGUAUGCAGAGAAGAUCCCUGGGGAAUCAACACAAAAGCUGUCAGAAGUUGCAAAGGAAUGCAGCAUAUAUCUCAUUGGAGGAUCCAUUCCAGAAGAGGAUGGUGGAAAGCUCUAUAAUACAUGUGCUGUCUUUGGGCCUGAUGGUGCUCUUCUGGCAAAGCAUAGGAAGGUUCAUUUGUUUGACAUUAAUGUUCCUGGGAAGAUACAGUUCAAAGAGUCUGAAACACUGAGUCCAGGAAAUAGUUUCUCCAUGUUUGACACACCAUACUGCAAAGUGGGUCUGGGCAUCUGCUAUGAUAUGAGAUUUGCUGAGAUGGCUCAAAUCUAUGGCCAGAAAGGUUGCCAGCUGCUGAUAUAUCCCGGGGCUUUUAACAUGACAACAGGACCAGCUCAUUGGGAACUCUUACAAAGGGGAAGAGCUGUUGAUAAUCAACUCUACGUAGCUACUGUAUCUCCUGCUAGAGAUGAAAAAGCAUCCUAUGUUGCCUGGGGACACAGCACUGUAGUAAAUCCAUGGGGUGAAGUCAUAGCCAAAGCUGGGGCUGAGGAAACAGUUGUAUACACUGAUAUAGAUCUAAAGAAACUUGCAGAAAUACGUCAGCAGAUUCCUAUUUUAAGCCAGAAGCGUUGUGAUCUCUAUGGUGUAGAGAUGAAAAAGUGAAGCUGGGUGAAGAGGGAAGGUUCAGCUGUCACAAUGGCUGUUGCCUUCAUCUUUGGAAGGAUUUCCUUAGUAGUUGCUCCACAAUUUACUACCUAAUGUGCCAGUUAAGAAACCACCAUGUAACAAAAAACUUGGUGCAAUUCUAGUAUGAUUGAAACAUAAAUUUUGUAUCUCCUCUCAUACUUAAGUAUUUCAUAGUAUUUUACAGCUAGGAUAAAGAUGGAGAUGAAAUCAGUUCAACACAGCAGUGAUUAACAUUGAUUUUUAUGCAUCAUAAUGUUUUAGUUGCCUUCUGCGGGCUGUUUUGUAGAACACAGAAAUCAGAAAUGGAAAUCUUCUUCUCUGGAACUCCCUCUCAGUCAGCUUUGGUAUUAUGAAUUUUUCAGUGAAUUGUCAGAAAAUCUAGAAGCAUGAUUCUUUUUACUCUGUCCUUUUUAGAUGUACAUGACUUAAACAAGGUCCUUGAAUGCCCUACUUCUAACUUGGGAAACUUAAAAUUUAACACACUGAGCAAAACAGGCCAAAUUCUGCUCUGAGCUACUCAGGACACCUCAAGAAGCUGCCAAACAGAGCUGCUCCUGUAGAAGAAUCUGUAGCAGUUUUUGGUUCGUAUGUUUUGUCUGGAUCUGUGUAAUAAAUUCUCCUUAUGGCAAAUCCUGUU
Molecule: messenger RNA, 1549 nt
Organism: Motacilla alba alba
Lineage: Eukaryota; Metazoa; Chordata; Aves; Passeriformes; Motacillidae
Gene: NIT2
Product: nitrilase family member 2
Exons: 10
Coding region: 40-888 (282 amino acids)
Biological process (GO): L-glutamine metabolic process; oxaloacetate metabolic process
Cellular component (GO): mitochondrion
Molecular function (GO): omega-amidase activity
Source: RefSeq, a predicted model, not a curated record